Rosa rugosa (rugosa rose) is the source of this 717-nucleotide messenger RNA. RefSeq names its product vacuolar protein sorting-associated protein 32 homolog 1-like. Gene Ontology annotation, cellular component: multivesicular body; cytoplasmic side of plasma membrane; ESCRT III complex. The record is from RefSeq and is a predicted model, not a curated record. Gene Ontology annotation, biological process: vesicle budding from membrane; late endosome to vacuole transport via multivesicular body sorting pathway. The transcript has 2 exons. Lineage: Eukaryota; Viridiplantae; Streptophyta; Magnoliopsida; Rosales; Rosaceae. The coding region runs from base 47 to 700 and encodes 217 amino acids.
CCUAUUUGAUCGAGAUCUUUUUCUCCAAGAUAGCAGAGAACCAACCAUGUUUGCCAGGCUCUUUGGGAAACCUAAAAUGGAACCGAUCACCUUGGAAAAGUUAAGUGAGAAUCUUGAAAGGCUUGAGAAAAUGGAGAAAGUACUCCAAAAGAAGGCUGCUGCUGAACUUGAAAAGGCGACGCGAUUCAGCAAUGCAAAGAAUAAAAGAGCUGCUAUGCAAUCUCUGAAGAAGAAGAGGUUGUAUGAUCAGCAAAUAGAGAACAACGGAAACUCCCAAUUGCAGGUCCAUGAUCUGAUGAUAAUGCUAGAAGGUGCAAAAGCCAACAUCGAAACUGUAGAUGCCUUGAGAAAUGGAGCAGCUGCACUGAAGGCAAUGCAGAAAGCAGCGAAUAUAGAUGAAGUGGAAAAGACCUUGGACGAGGUUCAUGAGCAGACAGAGAAGAUGAAACAGAUCCAGGAAGCUUUGUCAACUCCAAUUGGAUUUGAUGAUUUUGAUGAGGAUGAAUUGGAAGCAGAACUUGAAGAGCUGGAAAGUGCCGAGUUGGAACAACAACUUCUUCAGCCUGCAGCAACUUCUUCAGCUCCACCUAGAUUUCUUGUAGUGCCAGCAGGAAGGCAACCAAAUCGUCCUCUUCUCCAGAAGCCCACCGUUGAUGAAGAAGAUGAACUAGCUGCUUUGCAGGCUGAGAUGGCACUAUAAGCAGCUUGCACUAUGUU